Molecule: messenger RNA, 3030 nt
Organism: Zootermopsis nevadensis
Lineage: Eukaryota; Metazoa; Arthropoda; Insecta; Blattodea; Termopsidae
Biological process (GO): protein peptidyl-prolyl isomerization
Cellular component (GO): nucleus
Molecular function (GO): peptidyl-prolyl cis-trans isomerase activity; RNA binding
Source: RefSeq, a predicted model, not a curated record
UAAAUCGGUCCAGUAGUUCGCUUGUUGUAGUAACUUUAACAUGUUAACGUUGGUGUCACUGCGCAGUUGCUGACACUGAAAUGCUACCAUUAUUUUAUCUGGACAGUUUAUGCAGUUUACAUCUGUGACGUGCCGUUACUUUUAAACUAAUAUGUGAUAAAUGCUACGCAACGGAAUAGUUCAUGCAAUGUGCUGACGGCUAGAACUGGCGAGAAAAAGUAUGGCGGUUGUUAUUGAAACGACAAUUGGGGACAUUACAGUUGAUCUGUUCACAGAAGAAAGGCCUCGCACAUGUCUCAAUUUCCUGAAGCUCUGCAAGAUAAAGUACUACAACUUCUGUCUAUUCCACUCAGUGCAGCACAACUUUGUGGCACAGACUGGUGACCCCACGGGCCUGGGGAAGAAUGGGGAGUCAGUUUUUGGAAAAAUACGUGGUGAAGGGGCACGCUUUUUUGAAGCAGAGAUGAUCCCCAAGCUGAAGCACACUAAGCCUGGGCUCGUGUCAAUGGUGAACUGUGGCGAUAACAUGUUGGGGUCACAGUUUUUCAUUACACUGGGCAGUGAGCUUCAGUACCUUGACAAUGACCACUGUGUGUUCGGUGAAGUUGCAGAAGGUAACGACGUACUCCUAAAAUUGAAUGAGGCUAUCUGUGACUCAGAACAUCGGCCCUAUCAGGAUAUCAGGAUAACCCACACAGUUAUCCUGGAUGAUCCAUUUGAUGACCCUGUAGGCCUCCAAAUACCAGACUGCUCCCCAGAGCCGUCUCCUGAAGUUUUGCAGAAUGGACGGAUUGCACCAGAUGAGGUACUGGAUGAUACCCAAGGCCUGUCAGCAGUUGAGAUUGAGGAACGUGAGCAGAGCCGAGAGGCCCGUGCGCAGGCCACCAUCUUGGAAAUUGUGGGUGAUCUGCCUGAUGCAGAAAUGGCACCACCUGAGAAUGUCCUGUUUGUGUGUAAGCUGAACCCUGUCACCAGUGAUGAUGAUUUGGAGAUCAUCUUCAGUCGUUUUGGCAAAGUCAAGAGCUGUGAGGUGAUACGAGACAAGGUCAGUGGCGACUCACUGCAGUAUGCAUUUGUGGAAUUUGAGGACAAGAAGGCAUGCGAAGAUGCGUACUUCAAGAUGGACAAUGUGCUUAUUGAUGAUCGGCGCAUACAUGUUGACUUCAGCCAGAGCGUUGCUCGUCUUCGCUGGAAGGGCAGAGGUCGUGGUGUAGAGCAUAUACAAGAAAAGGCAGAAACAAAACAGGACAGAAGUGGCAGGAAAUACGAAAGAAGUUCAACCGUCCGAGUUGAUAGCUUGGAGGCGGAAAAUCGACAACAUAGCCAUGGAGAUGAUUGGACCAGCAGAGAAAAUGAAUUUGACAGAGACAAGAACAAUGCAUGUAAAAAAGGCAGGAGACUUGAUGACUAUAAGUGUGGUUCCAGACAGGAAGGAGAGAAAGACAAGAAGGCUGCAAGGAAUGAUGAGGAUUUUGUUUUGGGGUCUAGGGACAGCAAUGAAAAUGAAAGGAAAUCGAAGCAAAGCUAUGAGAGAAGUGGGGAAGGCCACAGAGGUGUGAAUAAAGAUGCAAAAAGUAGUAACAGGAAUGAUGAAGCUAAGAGAUUCCAGGAUGGUGGUAAGGAUCUGAAAGUGAAACAGGAUGCAAGUAAGAAGCACAGUAGUGAGGAAGGAAAGAAAAACAAGGACAUACAACAUACGCAUAGUAACGGGGAAGGAAAGACACAUACGGACAUCGAAAAAGUAAAGUGUGAAGAAUCGCAUAACAGGCAUAUCGUUGAAAAAGAUAAAAGAUGUAGAGUGACGAACAAAGAUGUAAGGAGUGGAGAAGAAAAAAGUAAGAAUAUAGACAAGAACAUAACAGUUAAGCACAACAGUGAGAAGAACAAGAAGUUAGCUAAACAAAUGGAAGAAGGCGGUAAGAAGCGUAAGGAUGCUAAAGAGAAACGUAAUCAGACAGUGAAGGAGAAGAGUGACAGAAAGAUGAGAGGGGAGAGUAUGACUAAGGAGACAAAGAAGCGGAAGCACUCCAGCUCAUCAUUUCAGAGCAGAAAGAAACAUAAGAGGUCACCAAGCAGUGACUCAGAAUCGUCCAGCUCCAUCAACUUUACCAGCAGUACCGAUUCAUCGUCUAGUGAAUCUUCCGAUGAGCAGAGCAAAGCCCGACACAAGAAACAUCACAAGAAGCCUUCGGUACUUGCUAAGAAGUCAAAGAAGAAGUUGAAACUGUCUAAGAAAAACACACGCAAGCGGAAAAAUGAUUCGGACACCGACAGCUCUUCUUUUGACAGUUCCGAUAGUAACCCCAGAGGCAGAAGUCGUAACAAGAGGAAACAAAGAACAAAAGGUGCGUCUUCAGAAGAGGACAGCAGUUCAGAACGUGAGGUGAAGAGGAAGAGGAGGAAGAAGAGGAAAAAGAAACCAAAGGUUAGUAUGAAGCGGAAAAGAAAAUCUUCUAGCUCUGAAGACUCGGAGACUGAUGACACGUCCAGUGACUCAGAGGAUCAAAAGCCCCCAAAGAAACGUCACAAGAAAGUGAUUAAAAAGCGCAAGAAGAAUCACACAACAAACAAGAAAUCUGUGCAAAGAAGUAAGAGUGAUGAAUCACACUCUGUUGACAGGAAGGUGAGGUCAUCCGCCAGUGAUUGAUUGUUUUGUUUAUUUUGUAAGUAUGGUGCUGGUCCACAUUUGUGCAUUCAAUUCAGUUUUUAAUUCACCAGGAAAAUUGAGCCAAGUUAUCUCCUAUCCUGAAGUGUGAGCACAAACUUAAUUUUCUAACAGAAAUUUGGCUGUUAUAUUAUUAAACAUUUCACAGAACACAUUUACUUGCAUAAUGUGUUCAUGUCUUCAUUCAAGACAAGUGUGGUAAGUGCACUGAAGGCCAAGAUAUUUGUUUUCUACAGUUCAUGUAAAUUUCUGUUUUCCUGUUGAGUUUUCCUUUACUGUCAUGUACAUAAUUUAUGCCAUAAAUUCAAUUUAUCCUAUUAUACACUCUUCUUUGAUUGUCAUAUUAAACAACGUAUUAGUUCUGA